Messenger RNA from Darwinula stevensoni, 660 nucleotides. The record is from the annotation of a GenBank genome assembly. NCBI's taxonomy places the organism in Eukaryota, Metazoa, Arthropoda, Ostracoda, Podocopida, Darwinulidae.
GACACCAGUCGAAGAAGCUCCUGGGACUGGGAAGAAGGCGGAGGCGAGGGACCCCGCGGCGACGCAGCCUCCAUCAACGUCCUCCGAGAGAACGGCGCCCAGUUCAAGUCCAGGCGCCUCGUCCCCAAGGCCCCUCUGAGGGCAGGGAUGCUUCGACUCUCGCUGCUGCUCGACUUCAGCUCCCCCGGGGCAUCGCCGGAUCCGGGGAUCGUCGCCGCCGUGCUCGAUCUGCCUGGAGCCCCAGUGGUGACGAGAGCGGCCUUCCUCCUGGAAUGCGCGUACUUCGUCCACCGCUGCAACCGAGGCCAGUGGCCCUUCUGGAUGAAGCUGAACCAGAGCAUUUACAAGGCAGGAGCCCCGGCCGUGCCGUCCCAGUCCCAGAUCGGGACGCGGGGACAGCCGUCCAUCAUCCGCCGGGUCCAUGCCAUCCAGAGAGCCGCGGGUCGCCUCUUCUACUCCUGGGCCGAGAUCCUUGGAGUCCGGCUCGAGGAGAUCAUGGACGAUGGGAAGAGAGAGGGUUUCCCUCAGGAGGAGGCCAGGCGGAGGCAGCUCCGUCGCGAGGACGAGGAGGAGGACUUCCUCGACGAAAGUACGUCGUUCCGUGGGUGUUGGGAUCGGUCGGCUGUCGAAGGGGAGGUGUUGGGAUCGGUCGGCUGUUGA